AACAACUCUGUUCGCCUUCAAAGAUUUUCUCUCCUGCUUGAGAAAGCGUUGUCAAAGAAAGGAGUACUAGUUGAAUGUAGAGGUAAAAAUCACGGAUUCGUUUUUUUUCUGUGUGGAAGAUGGACUUUUAACUUUACCAUGAAAGCAAAACUUCAGAUAUUUUGAGCUUGAUGCUACAACACUAAAUUAAUUCUGCUUUUUCAGCUGUUUUUUUUUUUUUUUUUUUUCUCAAUAUUUUAUACAUUUUUAAUUUUGGGCACAUGGACUGAUCAACAGUUUUCCUCAUCUCAUUUUGGAAUAAUGAUUCACACCAUUUGGAUUAAAUUUUAUUUGGGGAUUUAACAGCUGUAUGACUGACUGUAUAUGGUACAGUUUCCAAACGCUAUGGAGCUUCCUUUACGAAUUCAUCUUUUCUCAGCUUUUGUCUCCUGUAUUAAGGUAUAUGCCCAAGUGGUGCAACCUGUGAAGCAUCCAGGCCUGCAGGUGUUGGCCACGGCCUCACAUUACUGGCCUCUCGAUGAUGUGAAUGGAAUCCAUGAAUUGUGGGACCGGAUUGGAAAGAGACCAGGUUAUGUUAACGGCAGUAACAUAACACUCAGAAUCCACAACCACACUGUGCUCCCUUCCUCCCAUAACUCUUCCUAUGUGUAUACCAAUGACUCUGCCUACACUAACAUUUCUGCAACAGUAGAUAUUGUUGAAGGAAUGGUCAACAAAGGCAUCUUUCUGAAUGGAGAUAACGGUGGGACAUUUCUCCACUUUGGGAACUACCAGAACACUUGCAUCAGUGAUCCUACUUUGUGCGGUCCUGAGGGGAUUACCUUCUCCUUCUUUUGGAAAAACCAUGAAGCAGAGUCACGCUUUGCUGUGGCCUCUGGAGGGAAAGUUAUCUCCAAUGGAUUUUCUGUUUUCACCAAUCCCUACGGAGGAUAUGUGGAGUUUUACACGCGAGGCAACAACCACAGAUGGAAGGCCAACAUCAGCGUUCCAGGGCCUUUCUGGACUCACAUUCUCUUUACCUGGACUAAGAUUAGUGGUCUGAAAGUCUACAUCAAUGGGACUUUCACUGUUGGUGACUCAACUGGCAGUAUCUCAGAAAACUACGGUGACCCUCACCCUGACCUCGUCAUUGGAACAGGCAAUGGAAGGUCAUACAGUCACUACGUAACAGGGGCCUUUGAUGAAUUUGUCAUCUGGGAAAGGGCCCUUUCUCCUGAUGAGAUUUUGCUCUACUACAAUGCAGCCAUAGGACAAGCCAUGGUUUCUGUUACAACACAGAGUGUCACAGAGGAAGUCACCUCAACCUCACCAACAGUUAGAGCCACUGAAGUGAGUCCUCCUGUCGUCAGCAGUCAGCGCGAGGAGGUGCAAAGCUCCCAGGACCCGGGCCCUAUGCCAGUGUUAGGCUUUCUACAGGCACUGCCCAACAGGACCAUUCCUCACAACACCGCCAACAACCUCACACAGGCUUUUCUCAAAAGUGUGGAAGAAGUGCUUUCCUCUCCAGGGUUGCCGGAGCAGCAUUCAAGCCCUGUGGUCAGCGGGCUGAUUGAGACCGUGGACAGAGUGAUGGAACACAUGGUGACGAACCUGGAGCCUAGCCCGAACACUCUCAUCUCCCUGGGUGGAACAUCUUUUGUUGCAGAUUACUCUCUGAUGAAAUUCCCACAGAACUACAACCUGCCGCAUUACCGCUUCCCCACAGAAGGAAAGAACUACAUCUCAGUGCCUGGAGAAGCUUUUACCAUGCAGUCUCAAACCACCAUUGUUGGCCUCUACUACCACAACAUGCACAACUACUACAAAGAAAUCAGCCCAUAUAAGACCAGGAUUAAUGAAGCCACUGAUUUCAAGGAUCAUAAGAUCCAGGUGGCCAGCUGCUUAAUUUCUCUGAAAGUGGAGCCUUCCCCAGCCCUGUCUGUCAACCUGUCUGGGGCCCCGCUUAUUAAAAUUGUCCUCACCCACGCCCUGACUAAAGAACAGCAGGAUCAAGUCUUAAAUCACAGCAAUAAAGUCUUCCUCUACUGUGCCUUUUUGGACUACAGUUCAAACGAAGGAGUAUGGUCCAACGAAGGUUGUGUUCGCUCAGAGGGAAACAUGACUUACUCCGUGUGCUUGUGCAACCACCUCACGAACUUUGCAAUUCUCAUGCAAGUAGUGCCUAUAGAGCUCACCACUGGCCACCGGGUGGCACUCUCAACCAUUGGUUAUGUCGGCUGCUCCAUUUCUAUCUUCUGUCUUGCCAUUACUUUGGUUACAUUUGCAGUCCUGUCGUCAGUAAGUACCAUUCGUAACCAACGCUACCAUAUCCAUGCCAACCUGUCCUUUGCCAUCCUGGUGGCGGAGAUCUUACUGCUCAUCAGCGCUCGCUUUGACCCAGGAACACUGCCUUGCAAGAUCAUGGCUGUUCUGCUUCACUUCUUUUUUCUGAGCGCCUUUGCCUGGAUGCUGGUGGAGGGCCUCCAUCUCUACAGUAUGGUUGUCAAGGUGUUUGGCUCUGAGGGAAGCAAACACUUUUACUACUAUGGCAUUGGCUGGGGUUCUCCAUUAUUGAUCUGCGUGGUGUCCAUGACAUCAGCUCUGGAUAGUUAUGGCGAAGUUGACAACUGUUGGCUGUCACUGAAAAAUGGAGCCAUCUGGGCAUUUGUGGCACCAGCUCUGUUUGUCAUUGUGGUAAACAUUGGGAUUCUGAUAUCUGUGACCAGGAUCAUAUCUCGAAUCAGUGGAGAAAAUUAUAAGGUUCAUGGAGAUGCAAAUGCAGUCAAACUGACUGCAAAGGCAGUGGCUGUACUCCUACCUAUUCUAGGCAUUUCCUGGAUUUUUGGCGUUCUUGCAGUCAACACACACUCUUUGGCAUUCCUAUAUAUCUUUGCUAUAUUCAACUCAUUACAAGGGUUCUUUGUCUUCUUGUUUCAUUGUCUUCUCAACUCUGAGGUCAGAGCUGCUUUCAAACAUAAAACCAAAGUGUGGUCACUUACCAGCAGUUCCAUCCGUAACAUCAAUGUGAAACCCUUCAACUCUGACAUUAUGAAUGGAAACAAGGAAGGCGUUACUCCCACUAAGAUGAACACAUGGGACAAAAGCACCAACUCAGCAAAUCGUAUCGACCUCUCAGCCGUGUAGAGAAACACAUCACCAUGUUUCUAUGUGGCAGGAGAGCACUCUGGUGUAAACUGACAAACACUGGCCAGAAAAUGUUCCCACUAUUUUAUUUGUGAAUUACUCAUUCAACCAUUCAAGUGAAAGUGACACCAGGGUAUUGAGGGCGUUUCUAACUUAAUAUCAUCUUCAACUUUAAAGACAAACAGACCAAGGACUGUGCCUUAUUAUUGUCUCAUUUAUAAAUACAUUGUGUUCCCCAAAACAGGAGCAGAUAUAUCCAAGGAAGUCAGUGAGGCCCAUAAACUAUAACUGUAGUUUAAUGUUUGACCAUUCCUCUCAGUUGAGUGUUGAAUGGAACAUCUGUCUAAUGCGACUGAUUUACUAUUUGACCAGAGAUGAUUGAAAUAACAGGGAUACACUCUGACAUUUCCUUCUAAAAUAGACUGUUGAAUUUGCAGAAAGUAUACCAAGUAUUAAAAUCUGACCUGAUAGUAUAUUUUCAAAUGUAGUUAGGGCUACAAAUGUAAUAUGAAGGUAGAAAAAUCAAAUAAAGUGUAAUGUGUUUCUACAAAGACAAAUCAGUUUUGCAGAAAAAACUUCCACUUAUUAAUUGUAAUUCAAUUCUGGAGACAGUAUAACAGAGGAACUGCAUAAUAACAAUAAAUAAUGUUGCAGUGCCAUGUCCAUGUAAUUUUGGUGUAAUGUAUUUAUUUAUUUUGUGAUUCUGAGUAAUUUUUUAUGACUUCUGCAAAGUUUCACAGCUCAACAAUCAGUAUGUUCUCAUGUUAAGUUUUGUGUCUUUAUUUUUUUGUGUGUUAUUUUUUCCUUUCAAACUGAACUGACUGGUAUUUUUGCAGUACCUCACAUCUUAGUAAGCUGCAUUAUGUUAUACUCUUUGAAAAAUAGUGAAUAUUAGUUGUGUUUUGGACACAAUUCUGUGAAGUUUUAAUGGCGUCUUUGGCUUUUUCUUUCCAUUACGUUUUAUUACUUUUUUGUAAAAUAAAAUAUGAAAUCUGCUCUACAACAGGGGCUGUUACUUUUGAAAAGGUUGUUUUUUCUUAGUGUACUGUGAGAAUCGAGGAUGAUGACGUAUUUAAGAUGUCAAAGAUCUUACACUGUACCAGCGUUUCAUUUCCUUUAACAGGAUUUACUGUAAGUCACUCUGCACUCACUUUCCAUGUCAGAUUUUAGUUUAAAUAUAUCAGUAUUUCUAAACAUGUAUAAGGCCUUUAUUGAUUGUUGUCUUAUGGUACUAUGGUUUGUGCUUCCCAAUUAUCUUUAUUAAAAAAUGUUUAUGACAAGAA
This is a messenger RNA of Sphaeramia orbicularis (orbiculate cardinalfish), 4406 nucleotides long. It is a transcript of the gene adgrd1, whose product is annotated as adhesion G protein-coupled receptor D1. The transcript has 26 exons. Gene Ontology annotation, molecular function: G protein-coupled receptor activity. The record is from RefSeq and is a predicted model, not a curated record. Bases 364 to 3123 code for a protein of 919 amino acids. NCBI's taxonomy places the organism in Eukaryota, Metazoa, Chordata, Actinopteri, Kurtiformes, Apogonidae. Gene Ontology annotation, biological process: cell surface receptor signaling pathway; adenylate cyclase-activating G protein-coupled receptor signaling pathway. Gene Ontology annotation, cellular component: plasma membrane.